Psylliodes chrysocephalus is the source of this 1731-nucleotide messenger RNA. Lineage: Eukaryota; Metazoa; Arthropoda; Insecta; Coleoptera; Chrysomelidae. The record is from the annotation of a GenBank genome assembly.
AUGUUUAAAUAUAUAGCGGUAAUUUUGGCACUAUCGAACGCUGUUCUGUGCAACUUUGAUCUUUUGAUUUUGCACAACAACGACAUUCACGGGAGGUUCGAGGAAACGGAAAGGAAUUCGGGAACGUGCCUACCGGCUCAUAAGAAUAAAAGUUGUGUUGGAGGUUUCGCCAGGACUGCUCAUAUGAUUAGAAAAUACAGACAAGAAGCUGGAGACGGAGUAGGACCUAAUGUGCUUUAUUUAAAUGCCGGAGACACUUUUAUCGGAACCGUGUGGUAUACAAUACACACGUGGAAUAUAUCGUCUGCUUUCAUGAAUUUGCUGAGGCCAGAUGUGCAGAGUCUAGGAAAUCAUGAAUUUGACAAAGGCACUGACGAACUUUAUAGAUACGUCUCAGCGUUAAAUUUUCCUACCAUUGGAGGAAAUGUAGAUUUUUCUAAAGUACCUAAACUAAUUGAAAAAUUGCCAAAAUCUGUGAUACUAGAUGUUAAUGGAACAAGAGUAGGAGUUAUUGGUCACGUGACAACAGAAACACAAAAAAUAUCAAGUCCUGGAGAGACGAUAUUUUUAGAUGAAGUGCAAACUGUAAAGGAAGAAAGCGAGAGAUUGGACAAAGAGGGAGUCAAAAUAAUCAUAGUGCUUGGUCAUUCUGGAUAUGUCAAAGAUCAAGAAAUAGCAGAAAAAGUUCCUCUCGUUGAUGUCGUUGUUGGUGGUCAUACAAAUACAUUCCUAUGGAACGGCGCUCAACCCGAUACCGAGACUGUCGAAGAUCCAUAUCCUAAAAUUGUGACGCAGCCCUCUGGGAAACAAGUUCCUGUAGUUCAAGCUUAUGCUUACACCAAAUAUUUAGGCGAACUCAAAUUGACAUUUGAUGAAAACGGACAUUUACUUGUCUGGUCUGGUCAACCAAUUUUUUUAAACAGCUCAAUACCUCAAGACGAAGAUGUUUUAGAAUUGUUAAAGAAAUACAGACCAGCGGUUAAUGAUGUAAAUACAGAAAUUAUUGGAAGUGCUCAAGUCACCUUAGAUGGUGGUGAUAACACAUGUAGAAGUAUAGAAUGCAAUUAUGGAAAUUUAAUAGCUGAUGCAAAUGUUUUUUACAAAGCUUCCUUUUCUUCAACAACGUGGACCGAAUCUCCUAUUGGAUUGAUGAACGGGGGCAGUAUCAGAACUUCUGUAACGCCAGGUGUUAAUAAAUGGUUAACCAGAGGAGAUAUUUUAGCCACACUACCUUUUGGAAACCAAAUAGUUUCUUUGAAACUCAGAGGAUCCGAUUUGUUAAAAACAUUGGAACUAGGGAUAAGAAGUAACGGAGAAACGUCAGCAGGAGAAUUCCUACAAGUUUCAGGAUUACAAGUCGUUUAUGACAGAUCAAAACCUGCUAUGGCGAGAGUUGUUUCAGUGAAAACAAGAUGCGGAUAUUGUGCGAUACCAACGUACCAAAAUAUUGACCCUAAUAAAAAUUACUCGAUAGUAACUACGGAUUUUUUGGCUGACGGUUACGAUGGUCAUUAUGUUUUAAAAGAAAAGAGUUUUGAUAAAAAAUUUGAAGAUUUGGGAGAUAUUGAUGUAUUAGUUUGGUAUUUUCAAAAAUAUAGUCCGGUAUAUUCAGAGGUUCAAGGAAGAAUUACAUUUGUUGAAAGCUUAAUGCAGGAACAGUCAAACGGUGCACUCUUUAUACCAAUAAAUUUCUGGAUAUUAAUAUUGAUGGUGUAUUUUACUAUAGAUUAG